This is a messenger RNA of Amoebophrya sp. A120, 739 nucleotides long. Lineage: Eukaryota; Dinophyceae; Syndiniales; Amoebophryaceae. The record is from the annotation of a GenBank genome assembly.
AGUAAGUUCUUGCGCAACAAGCGUGUUGGAACACACUCUAUCAGCGUCACCUCCUUUUGCUUUCCUUCGCUUUUGAGCCCCCCGGUUCUAGCACACAUUGAGAAUUGCAAUUGAAACUUACUUCAAACGAGGAGUACAGUUGUGCACAAAACUGGUUUCGCUUUAUUUUUUCAUGUUGCCAUGCUGUCAUAUCCAUAUGCAUUUUUGAAAUAUUUUUCUAACGUAAUUGUUCACAACUCAACGACCCUUCUAUUUUCUUUUCCCAAUUUGAGACAUUUUUUUUUAUUCUGCAAAAUUUUCGGAGAACUUUUUUGAAAAAUAUUCACCUCCCAGUGUAGAACUUUCGAACUCCUUUGCACAAUCACCACAGCAUCAUAAUUCAUUCGCGGAGAGCCACGGACGUGGACCAGGAAGAGAACACACCAGCAUGGCGCCGGGGAAGCGACGUUUCAACAAAAAUGGUAAUGUGGCGGCUCUCUACAGAGCCGCGGAAUUCGUUGCCCUGCAGAUGUCCUGUGGCGGGCCGGGAACGGCUUCUGCGACCAAAGUCCCUCCAGAAGUCGUGCCGGAAAGAAACCCGGUCACGAAAACUGCGGGCGAUCCGGCAAAUGCAUCCGGUGGGGAAGAGCCAGACAGUUCGGAUGAACUUUCUGAACGCCAACGCCAAACGGAAUCGGAAAGCGAGAGAACCGUCUCUGACAGUGAACACGAAGCCCACGAUCACGGUUGGCCGGAGUGA